AUGUUUCGUACUUCAGACGAUAUUUGGUGGGCAAGGAUUUUUGAUAGACUUGAUGAGUUUUUACAUAACUAUCCAAAAUUACCAAAAAACUCGGUACCAGAAAGCAGCCGACUUCAAGAUUUUUUCAAAGUUCCUAAUAAUGACGUUGUUGAUGGUGCCCCAAUAAGUGUCUCUGGACAAAUUCUUUACUAUAAGCCCGGUGGAAAUGGGAUUGAAGCAGCUCCUGAUGAUGUUGUUAGACCAGAUAUAGCAUUUGUUCCAAGACCUGCCAUUUCCGCUGUAAUAUCUCGUCCUCCCAUAGCUUUGGGCCAAAGUGUUGGUGAAUUGAAACAAAAGUGCUUAUCUUGGAUAACAAUGACGGCCAAACUUUACCGUCAAGGAAUGCCAGCACAACGGUGGGAUUUCGGGAACAUUACAAAAAAUUCACGUGUUCCUGUCAAUGAUUCUCCCGCAAUUCCUUCUACUGCAAACAUAAUUGGUACCAAUUUUAUUAUUGACUUGUACCGGAUCCAGCGAAUCGCUUUAGAAGCUCAAUUUGAAAAAGCUAAAAGCUUGAGGCUCUGA
Rhizophagus irregularis DAOM 181602=DAOM 197198 is the source of this 564-nucleotide messenger RNA. RefSeq lists its product as uncharacterized. NCBI's taxonomy places the organism in Eukaryota, Fungi, Glomeromycota, Glomeromycetes, Glomerales, Glomeraceae. The record is from RefSeq and is a predicted model, not a curated record.